AUGGCCGCCAUAUUUACACUCAUGACGACCUUCAUCAACAGAUUACAGACCCAAACGAAACAAACAACCCAAGCAACCACCGCCGCCAGGAUCGUGGCCGCGGCCGCCAGGCCCACUGCCACCUUCGCGAGACCCGGCCUCUUCCCGGCUUCGUUCGAUGCAGGAGUUGGUGGGUCCGCCGUAGGUUUCUCCGGUGCGGCGGAUUCCGGUUUCGGGGCCCGAUCUGCUUCGGCCGACUCGGACGGCGGCGGGACCUUAGGGUCGUCGGGUUCGUGGUUGAUUUUGGGCAUGGUGCUGCUGGGAGCGGGGACUUCCUUGUGGAAUCUGGAUUUAAAUGACGUGUCCACCGGACGCUCGCCGGAGAUUUUGAGGACGCCGUGGUUGCUGAUCUGUACUCUGAUCUGGUCCUUUUUGAAACCUUGGAGAAAGGGCAAAGGCAACUGUUACGCUUCGAAAAUUGAUAUACACACAGAUAGACCUGGGCCGGUUGCUAAAGGGUGCAAAUGCCCGAAUUUGGCUCGGACUUGCCAGGUCCGAAAACAGUGUUUUCAGAAGAGAAUAUCGAAUGUGAACGGCCAAAUGGGGAGCCCAUAA
This is a messenger RNA of Striga asiatica, 594 nucleotides long. NCBI's taxonomy places the organism in Eukaryota, Viridiplantae, Streptophyta, Magnoliopsida, Lamiales, Orobanchaceae. The record is from the annotation of a GenBank genome assembly.